Cyclopterus lumpus (lumpfish) is the source of this 2048-nucleotide messenger RNA. Its product is annotated as apoptosis regulator BAX-like. Gene Ontology annotation, biological process: release of cytochrome c from mitochondria; intrinsic apoptotic signaling pathway in response to DNA damage; positive regulation of apoptotic process. The transcript is spliced from 6 exons. Gene Ontology annotation, molecular function: channel activity; protein heterodimerization activity; protein homodimerization activity. Bases 236 to 811 code for a protein of 191 amino acids. Gene Ontology annotation, cellular component: mitochondrial outer membrane. The record is from RefSeq and is a predicted model, not a curated record. Lineage: Eukaryota; Metazoa; Chordata; Actinopteri; Perciformes; Cyclopteridae.
CUCUUGUUUUAUAUCGUUUAACGUUACUUUACCAACCGAUAGACGUGUAAUGUAAGUCUUAAAUUGUUUUAAAAAUAAAUAGAAUAAAACAAUGAAAAUUAUAUGAUGUCAUCUUAUUGUAUCACUCCCGUCGGGUGUUUGAAGAUUAGCUCAUCUGAAAAACAGUUACCUCAGAUAUCAUUCUGUCACAUGACUAUACGGAAGUGCUUCGCGAGCGAUCUAAACAGACAACAAGAUGGCAUCACACCCGGGAGGAGGCGAUGAAGGCAAUAACAAAGACCAGCUACUGGAACUAGGAGCUGUUUUGUUAAAAGAUUUCAUCUACAAGCGGGUUCAGCGACAUGGAGGCAAUACUGAGGUGACCAGGACCCAGCUGGGUGGAGUAGAGCUGUGUGACCCCAACCACAAGAAGCUGGCCCAGUGCCUGCAGCAGAUUGGAGACGAGUUGGAUGGAAAUGUAGAGCUGCACAAAAUGUUAAACGACUCUUCGCUCAGUCCCACAAAAGAAAUAUUCAUGAAAGUUAGCGUUGAGAUCUUUUCAGAUGGAAAAUUCAACUGGGGCAGGGUGGUUGCACUGUUCUACUUUGCCUGUCGACUCGUCAUCAAGGCUCUUGUGACCCACAUUCCUGAUAUCAUCAGAACAAUAAUCAACUGGACGAUGGACUACCUCCAGGAAAAUGUGAUCAACUGGAUCAGGGAUCAAGGUGGCUGGGAGGGUAUCCGAUCCCACCUGGGCACACCCACAUGGCAGACGGUGGGAGUUUUCCUGGCCGGUGUUCUCACCACUGUUUUAGUUAUUCGCAAGAUGUGAGGCGUUUGUGUGAGCGGACGUGUGAAAGAUGGAAGGAAGAAGUACGCCUGAGAUUCACGGGGACAGGAACAAGAACAUCUGAAUGUGAGCAGAAAGAAGUUACGGCAGAGUGAACAAGUUGUGGAGAAGGAGCUUGUAUUCGGACACGAAGAGCCACUCUUCGUUUCUGCCUCCCGUUCAUUUCCAAGGACUGGGAGUUAGACUGAACGCAUUGUCACACCCAUAAUCCCGACGCCACUGAGGAAGAUGGCCGCAGCAUGAUUACAUGCACAAAGUGUGUGUGUGGGGGGCUAGGGUUGAGGUGGCGAGAUUGGGUGACUUGAACAGGGAAUGCCUUUUUAUGUAAUUUAUUUUGUACUCGGUAUAGACACCCAAAAAAAGUAAUUGCAUUCUGUUAUCGGCCCUGAAAGAUAUAUGGAGCAAAAAUAUUUGACUUCAAUUUUAUCGGUUUUCUUUUGCAUUAUUUCGUUUUUUCUUCCACUCAGAUUGCUUUUCUGAUCUCCCCACUCGCUUCAUCCGCCUCAUCAGGGUGCUAGAGAAUCCAUUUUCAUAUGUAUUUGUGAGUGUCAACUGGUGUAAAUCUGCAACGCUCUGCUGGCAAAUGUUGGAGUUAAGAACAGAUAUUACUCGCGAACAAUUAUUUGAUUAAGCAGAAAGACGAAGACAAAUCAUCUACAAUAAUAUUUGGGCUCAAAUGAAUGCACAGCUCAACCUUCUUUUCAGUGGAUAACUUUAAGUGCCACAACAGGGAUUUAUGUACAAAGUUAUGUUUACAUUCAACAUGAAUCAUUCUUAUGGUAAGACGGUCGCAUGAACUCAAGCAAAAAUCCUGUGCAACAUUUAAUCAUAUGCUACUUUUUGGGCGUUUCGACCAGCAUCGUGACCUUAAUGUGGCGCCCACUCUGAAGAAGCCAACCCUGCGUGGUGGUGUUUGUGGUGCGACAUCUCAUGACGUUUCCGGUGGAAGAUGAGAUGCUUACCUCACGUCACACAGAUUCAAAGUACUGUACGUCUACUGGCGAUAUUCAAACACAGCAAACAGCUUUUUAUACAUUCUUCUUGUUUGUCAGUGCCUUUUGGUGUUUUUUUUUACUCUGGAAUCACUUUGAUAUUCUCCAAUUUUCACGGUUUUCUAUCACAUCUGUAAGGCUGAAAUUAGUUUCCAGUCCCCCUGAAAAUCAUUUUUGCUGUGAUCUUGUCUGUUGUAAUAUGAGAAAUAAAUCUUUUAACGCUGACU